Armigeres subalbatus is the source of this 1176-nucleotide messenger RNA. RefSeq lists its product as uncharacterized. The transcript has 2 exons. Bases 274 to 1176 code for a protein of 300 amino acids. The record is from RefSeq and is a predicted model, not a curated record. Lineage: Eukaryota; Metazoa; Arthropoda; Insecta; Diptera; Culicidae.
UCAAACGUUGACAUCCGUUGUGUCAUAAUCCUGCAAAUCAUUCGUUCCUCAAAACCAUUAUUUUUGUGAAGUCAAAAAAGGUAGAGCUGAAUUACAAAUUAUUGAACUAGUGAUCGUUUAAUUCCCGAAAUAUCAUCCAGUUAACACUAGGAAGACCAAAUCUUUGAGCUCGCUAACCUAAAAACACGCGUGCUACAAGAGGGUCCGAAAACGUUUCCGUUCCAACACAACUCAAAGAUUUGUUGUGACCAACAUCGAAACGGGUUAACCAGGAUGCCGGAGACGAGUCGAUUCGAUUGUCAGGAUUGUCAGGAGCCCAACAACAUCGACGAUAUGGUGCAGUGCGAAGGAUGCGGCAAGUGGUCACAUUAUGGAUGUGUGGGUUUCGACGACGGGCAGAAGGAGGAAAACUGGAAGUGCUCCAGAUGUGUAACCAAAUCCACUUCCGACGGCGCCGUAGGAGAUCCGAGCGUGCAAACCAAUGUGGGAAACCAACAAUUAAGCAGGUCCACAGUUGGAUCGGGGGCGAUCGGGGAGCUCGCCCGGCUUAAUCUCGAACUGUUGGAGGAGCGAAAGGCAUUCCUACUAAAGGAAAUUGAAUUGGAGCAGGCUGCUGAACUUGAACGUCGGAAGUUGCAGUUGGAAAAAGAAGCGUGGAAGGCUCGCUACGAAAUCCUGAACGGAAGGUGUGAAACAACCGGCGAUGAAGCGGCAACCGGUGGUCUUGGAGACUGGGUAAAUCGACUGAACCAGGUCGCUGUCAGCCAGAAUCAGCUAAUUUCUGCGCCGGCGAGUACAGUGACGGUUCCAAUCAUAAAUUCCGGAACGAGACUGCAGCAUACCGCUGCUGGAGGAGUAGUUCCCACCCCGUUGACUUCGUUGCUACCAGCUGUUGAGUCGUUUUUCAGCGGCGAACCAGUUCCAGUUUCUCAACCCUCUUCGACUAUGGCGGCACAGGCGAAUUUGCGACAAUUGUACCCGCCGACGAGUGCAUAUGCAGUGGGGCAGGCAACGAGUUUUAUGCGUGAUUUCCAACCUGGAGGAGGAGCAAAUCGUCCGGAAUCAUCGACGCCGGUCACGACAGCCAAUUGGGUCGAUCCAGUGACGGGACUUACUAGCUCCACCCAGUGUCUUCCGCCAACCAUCAGCUCGGAAAUCACCCGAUGGGAAGCGUAA